AGAACAAACACUGGAGAGAAGCCUUACAAAUGUAAUCAAUGUGGUAAAGCCUUUGCAAAAAGCAGUCAGCUCAUACGGCAUAAAAGAACACAUACUGGAGAGAAACCUUAUGAAUGUAACCAGUGUGGUAAAGCCUUUGCACAAAACAGUCAUCUCAUAAGCCAUAAAAGAACACACACUGGUGAGAAACCUUAUGAAUGUAAUGAGUGUGGCAAAGCAUUUGCAGAAAACAGUCAUCUCAUGAGCCAUAAAAGAACACACACUGGAGAGAAACGUUAUGAAUGUAAUGAGUGUGGCAAAGCCUUUGCAGAAAACAGUCAUCUCAUGAGCCAUAAAAGAACACACACUGGAGAGAAACCUUAUGAAUGUAAUGAGUGUGGCAAAGCCUUUGCAGAAAACAGUACUCUCUUAAGCCAUAAAAGAACACACACUGGAGAGAAACCUUAUGAAUGUAACCAGUGUGGUAAAGCCUUUGCAAAAAACAGUCAUCUCAUGAGCCAUAAAAGAACACACACUGGAGAGAAACCUUAUCAAUGUAACCAGUGUGGUAAAGCCUUUGCAGAAAACAGUCAUCUCAUAAGACAUAAAAGAACACAUACUGGAAAGAAAACU
Messenger RNA from Meriones unguiculatus (Mongolian gerbil), 612 nucleotides. Its product is annotated as zinc finger protein 120-like. Lineage: Eukaryota; Metazoa; Chordata; Mammalia; Rodentia; Muridae. Gene Ontology annotation, molecular function: DNA-binding transcription factor activity, RNA polymerase II-specific; RNA polymerase II cis-regulatory region sequence-specific DNA binding. The transcript has a single exon. Gene Ontology annotation, biological process: regulation of transcription by RNA polymerase II; central nervous system development. The annotation marks the transcript as partial. Gene Ontology annotation, cellular component: nucleus. The record is from RefSeq and is a predicted model, not a curated record.